CCCUGAGUCCGGCGCCUGCGCUUCCCGCCUUUCCGGUCAGUUGCCGGUGACACCGGAGGGAGGAGGGAGCGCAGUGGCGGGCGGAUGGCUUCAUUUCAAAGAUCCAACAGUCAUGACAAGGUUCGAAAAAUUGUGGCAGAGGAAGGACGUACAGCCAGAAACUUGAUAGCCUGGAGCGUCCCUCUGGAGAACAAAGAAAGUGAAGGGAAAGCCAAAUGGCCAUGCGGAAAACCUAAGAGAGGAACUCAUGGAACGCAUGGAGCACAUAAACCCCCCAAACAGAGUAACUCCUUACACCUUAAACUAAAUGUUGGCUCCCUGAGUGAUAAGCUCCAAGAUAAAAGCCCCUCCAAGACGAGGCUUCCCCGAAAAGUGGACCUGCGUGCCCGGUACUGGGCAUUUCUGUUUGACAAUCUAAGAAGAGCUGUGGAUGAGAUCUAUGUAACUUGUGAAUCCGAUCAGAGUGUUGUGGAAUGUAAGGAAGUGUUAAUGAUGUUGGAUAACUACGUGAGAGAUUUUAAAGCUCUUAUUGACUGGAUUCAGCUACAGGAAAAGUUAGAGAAGACAGAUGCUCAGAGCAGACCUACCUCUUUGGCAUGGGAAGUCAAGAAAAUGUCUCCUGGACGCCAUGUCUUGCCCAGUCCAUCAUCUGAUCGAGUGAGCUCCACUUCUACUGCGAGGAGGGCCCUCAAUUUUGGGGGACCGUCGCUCGCUAUGACUCCUGGGCGUUUGACUCCAUCAGGUGUCAGUUGGGCUGAUAAAGUGAAAGCAAAUCAUGGAACUGCUACAAGUAAUCAGGUUACAGAGAUUAUGCACCAAUGUGCCUCUGCCCCAAUACAGCGAGCGCUGCAUGACAAUGAUCGGACAGAUACAGAAGGCUGGAAGACUGUACAACGUGGAAGGCCUGUACGAUCGAGAUCUUCUGGUGUGACAAACAAGCCUGCUCCUUCAGCCACAGAACAUAGGGCGAAAGAUGAUAGUGACAAAGAAAACAUGUGUUCCAAGUCUCCAGAAGAGAGCCAUGAACAGACUGCAAAAUCAGAGCUCCCUCCGGUACUUGUCGACCCUCCUCCUAAGGAAUUGCUAUGUCCAUGUGAAAUUCCACUGACGGAAAUCACUCAGUUUACAGUCCACAAGGCUUUAGAGGAACUAAAGUCCACCGGGACAUUAACCCCACAGUCGGCACCAUCCCUACCCUGCCUGGACAUCCCUGUUGUGUUCCUGGAUCCCUUGUCAAGAAUACGAAAGGCCGAGGUCACCCGCACUGCAGACCCAGAAGGGGGAGAGAGAAGUGCCAGUGAUCUGGACCUUUCAAACGUGAGUGCUGGAAGAUUGUCCAUGGCAGAGGUUCUUGCAAAAAAAGAAGAACUUGCAGACCGUCUGGAAAAAGCCAAUGAAGAAGCCAUAGCAAGCGCCAUUGCAGAGGAAGAACAGUUAACCAGAGAGAUUGAGGCAGAAGAAAAUGACAUUGAAAUAGACAAUGAAAGCGAGUUCUCGGCUAGUAUGGGCAGUGGAUGUAUGUCAUUCAGUGGUAUGUCCAUGGACUGGAAUGAGGUUCUGGCAGAUUAUGAAGCUCGUGAGUCGUGGAGACAGAACACUUCCUGGGGAGAUAUAGUGGAAGAGGAACCUUCUAGGCCACCAGGUCAUGGUAUCCACAUGCAUGAAAAGCUGUCCUCACCCUCCAGGAAAAGAACGAUUGCUGAAUCCAAAAAGAAGCAUGAAGAGAAGCAGCUGAAGGCACAGCAGCUGAGGGAAAAGCUGCGAGAAGAGAAAGCGCUUAAGCUUCAAAAGCUGCUUGAAAGGGAGAAAGAUGUGCGAAAGUGGAAGGAAGAAUUGCUAGAGCAGAGGCGCAAAAUGAUGGACGAGAAGCUGCUCCAUGCAGAGUUUAAGCGGGACGUUCAGCUACAAGCCAUUGUGAAGAAGGCUCAGGAGGAGGAAGCCAAGGUAAAUGAGAUUGCUUUCAUCAACACUUUGGAAGCUCAAAACAAGCGUCACGAUGUCUUAGCUAAACUGAAGGAAUAUGAGCAAAGACUCAAUGAGCUGCAGGAGGAGCGGCAACGGCGGCAGGAGGAGAAGCAAGCGCGUGAUGAAGCUGUACAGGAACGCAAACGAGUUCUUGAAGCAGAACGUCAGGCCCGGGUUGAGGAGCUGUUGAUGAAGAGGAAGGAACAAGAAGCUCGUAUAGAGAUGCAGCGGCAAGAAAAGGAGCGUGCUCGAGAGGAUGCAGCUAGGGAAAGAGCUAGGGACAGAGAAGAAAGAUUGGCCGCACUGACAGCAGCACAACAAGAGGCAAUGGAGGAGCUGCAAAAGAAGAUCCAGCUUAAGCAUGAUGAGGGUGUACGGAGACACCUGGAACAGAUUGAACAACGGAAAGAGAAAGCUGCAGAGUUGAGCAGUGGAAGACAUGCAAGCACAGACUAUGCUCCUAAACUCACCCCAUUUGAGCGGAAGAAGCAGUGCACUCUCUGUAGUGUAAUGAUUUCCUCUGAGGUGUAUCUCUUCAGUCACAUUAAAGGAAAGAAACACCAAUUGGCCGUUCGAGAGAACAGUAGUAUCCAGGGCCGGGAAUUAUCUGAUGAAGAAGUGGAACAUCUUUCUCUGAAAAAAUAUAUUGUGGAUAUUCUGGUUGAAACCGUUCUUCCUGUUGAAGCUGUAAAGGAUGGGGAAGAGAAGCUAAAAAAUAAAAAAAAAGCUAAAAAGCUGAAGACCCGUAUGAACUCCAGAGCAAAAGAAUAUGAGAAAGCUGUGGAAGCUAAACCGCCUGUGUCUGAUUCUCCAUACAAAGCUAAGCUGCAGCGACUUACCAAAGAUCUCCAGAAACAGUUGCAAUCACAAGACAGUGGGCUCUCUGCCUCCAAUAAAGUGUCUGCUCUGGACAGAGCUCUAGGAGAAGUCACCAGAAUCCUAGAAAAGCAGAAUGCUUCCGAUCAGAUAUCCUUCCAAGCUGCUGGUGGGCUGACGGUUUUAGAACAGAUCCUGCAAGCAGCAACACCUACGUGUAGUACCAGCCCAUCCUACCGCAUUCCUUUCAAGUCUCUUUGCAGUGCUGUGAAUAUCUACACAUUAACUUGCAGUAACUGUCCAGAGAAUUGCACCUACGUCCUGCUGAGCAGUAGAAUCACAUUCCUUCUGGAGCUACUCAUACAGCAGCUAUCGCUGUUUGUACCAGAUGAAGAGAAGACCAUUGUAGGAAGGAGCAAUAACAAGCAGACGUUUGAUGGUUUGACUACUGGACUCCUCCAUCUCUGCUGUAAGAUAUUUUCUUGUCUAAUUGCCAAUCCUCUGGCUCAAAGUGAACAGACAGACACCAGCAAAAUAAAAGCUGUAACCAAAGCUAAACUGUCCCCAACUGAUGCUUUUAUUGGCCGUAUCCAAGACCUCAUCAGUUACGCAGUUAAUAUUGGUCUAAUUGACAAGCUGUCUGGCUGCUUUAUAUCCGUACAAGGUCCUCUGGAUGACAGUCCCAAAAUGUCAGAUUUCCUGCAGGCAGCAACUGCUCUGUUACAUGAGCUCUGCAGGCUAUGCAUUUCUGUAGCUCCAAGUUCCCGGGACUUAUUUGAAAGCUCUCCGGAUCCCACAGGUCUGUCAGGUGCCCUCCAGAACGCCGAUCUUGUGGGUGUUCUGCAUAUGUUGUAUUGUGCACUGUUCCACAAUUCCUCCUCCGACCCCAGUGUUUCUAGCUCUAAAGAAACCUAUGAGCAGAAUACUAUCCAAGUGGCAAUUCACAGUUUGCGGUUUCUGAACAGCUUUGCUACACUUCAUCUACAGUCGUUCCAGGCUGUCACAGGUGCAGAGGGUAUGUCUCUUGCCUUCCGACAUGUUAUUAGUUGCCUGAUUUGGUUCUGCACACAAUACACCUGUGAGGAUCUUCUUCAUGAAAUCAUUGUGUGUGUUGGAUACUUCACAGUGAAUCACCCCGACAAUCAGGUCAUUGUCCAGUCUGGCCGUCACCCCACCGUUCUUCAGAAACUCUGCCAGCUCCCCUUCCAGUAUUUUAGUGACUCCCGGCUGGUCCGGCUCCUAUUUCCCACGCUGAUCUCCGCCUGCUACAACAACCCCCAGAACAGACUGAUUUUGGAGCAGGAGCUAAGCUGUCAGCUGCUUGCCACUUUCAUUCAGGACUGUUUGCAAGGAUCAAGUCAUGCCGACAGCAGGACGUCUCAGCACAAAGACCGUUCCCAGCAGUACCUGGAAUUCUCCUGCCGUUUCCCACGCCAGUGCUGGGAGCCCUCACGGCAGUUUUUUCUGAAAAAAGACUAAGCUUCUAUAGUUAUUGCUUUUAUGUGUUUUAUAUAGGAUGAUUGGCUCAGGAUCUGGGCCUUGCAUAACGUAUAAAGAACUGAGAUUCCAUGUAAUUAUACUAUGUAAUUAUGCCUAACCUGCUGCGUGUAAAAAUGCCUUUAUAUAUUUAAUGUGCACUAUUUAUAUGUUGUGUGUGUAGAUAAAGUGUGCUGUGAUAUUUGGCUCGCGUGCUAGACUUGACUUGGCCAAUCCUUAUAUUGUCGCUCACUACCAAAGGAUUCUCAUCUAGCACAUUGUUUAGCAGUGGGUUGAAGAUCAUCUGGCAGUGACCAUUCAUUGUAUUAAAGUGAACACUUCUGUACUAUAUAUCUCGCAAUAAAGUAACUUAUUUUCA
Messenger RNA from Pseudophryne corroboree (corroboree frog), 4636 nucleotides. RefSeq names its product S-phase cyclin A associated protein in the ER (gene SCAPER). NCBI's taxonomy places the organism in Eukaryota, Metazoa, Chordata, Amphibia, Anura, Myobatrachidae. The transcript is spliced from 31 exons. The record is from RefSeq and is a predicted model, not a curated record. Gene Ontology annotation, molecular function: zinc ion binding; nucleic acid binding. Bases 85 to 4260 code for a protein of 1391 amino acids.